Molecule: messenger RNA, 1592 nt
Organism: Mercenaria mercenaria
Lineage: Eukaryota; Metazoa; Mollusca; Bivalvia; Venerida; Veneridae
Exons: 4
Coding region: 68-484 (138 amino acids)
Source: RefSeq, a predicted model, not a curated record
UUCAGAAUAUCCCCGUUCGCAGUGGUAGAUACUUUUAUCCAUAGUAAACUUACUUACAUUUUAAAAUAUGUUUUACAAAUAUUGCUUUGCCUAUUUGUUGACUUUGAGUGUAGUAGCGGCACAAGGAAGACUUUUUUCUGAAGAGGAAAACUGCUCUGGAGUGAGCGACUGCGCAUGCGGAGAACAAUGUGUUGAUGUCACAGAUGUCACAGACCUUACUGACCUAAUGGACUCCACUGAUCUAACACUCUGCAACAGUUCAUCAUGUGCAUGCAUACCAGGUUGUGCAGUUGGAGCAAUCUUCAUUCCACGCGGUGUGAAUCGACCACGUACUUACUGCAACCUAUGUUCUUGUCCCAGUGGCCACACUGAUGGUAUCCCUUGGUGUACAAGAAUGCCAAUGUGUAACCUGCCUGAUAUAGGAUCCGUUUACCAAGAAAACCCAGCCUGUCACGGACAACAGCAAACAAUUUUCGAGGGAUAAUUCUAUUUGUACAAAGAUACACAAAAGUGAAACGAAGAUGCAACUUCUACCCGAGAAUAAUUCCGUCAAAUCAUGGCACCAGAAAUAGCGUGGUCUUCUCUUGUAAAAUGAAAACCUCAAAAAUGAAAAAAUUAAGUGAAUGAAAUGGUUUUUGACAGCUUUUCUUGGACAUAAUUAAAUUUUUCUGGCUGACGUUGGCGGCCUAACGGCCUGAAGUUGGCGGCCUAGCAGCUUAAUGGUAGCGUUGGACUGGCGGCCCAGCGGCUCAACAGACUCUAGUAUUUAUUGUAAAAAAACUGAUUUAGAAUAUAUGAAAAAUAUCAAGAAAACCGUGAAAACAAAUGUUAUAACUCAGUAAAACUCGAAGAAGAAUGUUGCAGCCUUGUGGUCUAGCGUCCUGUCGGCCCGGAAAACUCGUGUCUUUUUUUUUUUAAUAAGAUUAAUAUAAAACUAAGUAUAGAGAAAACUGUGAAUACACACAGUAAAGCACAAAAAGGAAUGUUGCUUUCCUUUUGAAAACUAGCAAAGCAAAUAUGAGAGUAAUUCAUGCUUGAUAAAAUACUUAAAAUAAAUUUUCCAUUCCAGCAGUUAUUUUUUUAUUUAAAAAAUUGAAAUAUAUAUAGCAACAAUUUUAAUUUCCAUCCCAUUGGUUCAUUUAUUGGUGAAUGAAAUACAUUAAAAACACUGGAUUGGAAUUUUUCAGAGCAAUUAAACGUUUGUUUGAUGUAUUGUAUUGCGCAUAAAUUAAUCUCUAACAACUGUUUCUCAGUCUCUAUAAUAGUCUACUCUCAUAGGCUGCUUUGCUAAUUUUCAGUAUAAAGCAACAUUCUUUUUUGCGCUUUGCUGAGUAUUCACAGUUUUCUUCAUAUUAAACGUAUUUCCAGAAUUGUUAUUUUACAUUUAAUGAAUGUUAUCCAGACCGACAGUCCUCUAGGACACCAGGCCACCAGGCCGCUGGAUUGGAAAUUUUUAGAGUAAUUAAAAAUGUUGUUUUAUGUAUUUCAUUGAGUAUAAAUUAACCACAAACAUGAUGGUUUCUUAAUUACUUUGUAUUAAAUGUACUGUAUUAGGCUUAUAUGCUAAAUUGCAAUGUUAAGUAACAUCGUUA